Messenger RNA from Thalassophryne amazonica, 5850 nucleotides. Its product is annotated as transcription initiation factor TFIID subunit 4-like. Gene Ontology annotation, biological process: DNA-templated transcription; transcription initiation at RNA polymerase II promoter. The record is from RefSeq and is a predicted model, not a curated record. Gene Ontology annotation, cellular component: transcription factor TFIID complex. Lineage: Eukaryota; Metazoa; Chordata; Actinopteri; Batrachoidiformes; Batrachoididae. Gene Ontology annotation, molecular function: RNA polymerase II general transcription initiation factor activity; DNA binding; protein heterodimerization activity.
AUGGCGGGAGCCUCCGACCCACUGGAGGACAUGCUCUUCAAUGAGGUGGACGAGAAGGCGGUCAGCGACUUAGUUGGUUCCCUGGAGUCUCAGCUAGGCGACGGUAAAGCUCCCGCCGCUUCAUUUUCCGACGACAAGCGCGAGGCAGCGCCGGCGGCUGUCAGUCACUUCUCAGGGAAAGUGCGCGAGCAAGUGGGCAGCUCGGAGCAACAACAAGGGCAUCCGAAAGCGGCGUUCAACCAGCAACCCGCCACCGAGAGCCUCCCCUCCUCCAACUUCUGUGUGCCCGCCGCGGCCAGCCUGCACCCGGCCGGAGCCGCUCCCCCCCACGGAUCCGGCUCCGGAACUUUGAGCGCUCAGUCCGCUAACAGGGCUGCCGUCCUGGGUCCGAGUCCGAGUUCGAGUCCGAGUUCGAGUCCAGCUCCCGCUCCCGGCACCAGGACCUCCUCGGCUGGAAGUUUAAACGGCAGCGCCGCAGGUGGAAAGUUGGUGAACUCUGCUGGUGCACCGGGUCCAGCCGGGUCCGGCACCGUCAUAAGUACUGUCAGCUCCGUGGGCUCCUCCGUGGCCCCACGGCCUCACUUCCCUGGACUCCAAACGUCUGUGGCUUCUCUUGCUGCAGUUCUGCAAAGGCACCCCAGCCCGGGACCCCCGGGGUCCCAGAACGGGGUCGAGCCCAAACGUGCCCCUUCCCCGUCGGCCCCUGCGUCUCAGGUCAUGAACCACAGCAGCCCCCUGAUCCACAGCAAGGCGCUGGUGCCCAGCCAGCCUGCCAGUGCCAGCAUCCUAGGAAGCAGCCCGUCUCCUCAGAGCGGGGCUGCUGGGGUCAAGCCCGUGGUCAACGGCCUCGGUCAGCCUGCAGUAGCUGUCAUGAGGCCGCCAACCUCCGCUGUGGGUUCCGCCAACAUCCAGCAGCAGAGACCCGGGUUGGCGGUGAGUCCGAGCAGGGCGGCUGCCCCUCAGCCUCAGGUGGCUGUCCGGCCCCAGCAGCAGACCACCAUCCAGCUGCCCUCCGGGUUCACCAUCCCUUCAGGCAUGGUUCUGGUUCGGACAGAGAUGGGCCAGCUCGUGAUGGUUCCUCAGCAGAUGCUAGCCCAAGCACAGGCCAAGACGCAGCAAACGGUGGCCAACAUCUCCCAGAGACCUGCAGCACCCACGGUUGGGAGCGCCAUUCGGGUUAGCACUGCCAGCACGGCUCCCGGUACACCUCAGACCGUCCGCCUGGCUUCUCCUGGACAAACAAGAAUGGUUCAGUCGGCAUCUCCCUCCACCACCACGGUGCAGAAGGCCAUGGCCGUGUCUCCUGGUGGUGCAGCGGCGUCGGUGAAGAUGACCACCCCACAAAAAGCACAGACCGUGAUCACGGCGGGUGGGCAGGUCCUGAGCAAGCCCCCCAGCGUGCCGUCUACUCUUCCCUUGACGAGCACAACGGCAGUUCCUGCUGUCACGCCCGCUGCCAGAGUCACUGUAGUGUCCCAGGAGAUGCAAGAAAACGUGAAGAAAUGCAAGAACUUCCUCUCCACCCUCAUCAAGUUGGCAUCCCACAAUUCCCUCCCAGAUACCUCCAAGAAUGUGAAGUCCCUGGUGCAGGACCUGCUCGACGCUAAGAUCGAGCCCGAGGAGUUCACCUCUCGUUUGCAAGCCGAGCUGAAGUCCUCACCACAGCCCUACCUCAUUCCUUUCCUCAAGAAAAGCCUCCCUGCUCUGCGCCAAUCUUUUCUCAACAGCCAACAGACUCUAUCAACCGCUCCCAGCAUUGCCACUCCACCCGGUGCUCCAGUUGGUGUCACCACGGCAACUAUUAAACCGCGGAUGCCCAUCAGUCACACCACCACUACUGUACGACUGAAUGCACCACUUGCAAACACGACAUGUUUGGGCUGCCGUCCUGGGUCCGAGUCCGAGUUCGAGUCCGAGUUCGAGUCCAGCUCCCGCUCCCGGCACCAGGACCUCCUCGGCUGGAAGUUUAAACGGCAGCGCCGCAGGUGGAAAGUUGGUGAACUCUGCUGGUGCACCGGGUCCAGCCGGGUCCGGCACCGUCAUAAGUACUGUCAGCUCCGUGGGCUCCUCCGUGGCCCCACGGCCUCACUUCCCUGGACCUCCAAACGUCUGUGGCUUCUCCUGCUGCAGUUCUUGCAAAGGCACCCCAGCCCGGGACCCCCGGGGUCCAGAACGGGGUCGAGCCCAAACGUGCCCCUUCCCCGUCGGCCACUGCGUCUCAUGGUCAUGAAACCACAGCAGCCCCCUGAUCCACAGCAAGGCGCUGGUGCCCAGCCAGCCUGCCGUGCCAGCAUCCUAGGAAGCAGCCCGUCUCCUCAGAGCGGGGGGCUGCUGGGGUCAAGCCCGUGGUCAACGGCCUCGGUUCAGCCUGCAGUAGCUGUCAUGAGGCCGCCAACCUCCGCUGUGGGUUCCGCCAACAUCCAGCAGCAGAGACCCGGGUUGGCGGUGAGUCCGAGCAGGGCGGCUGCCCCUCAGCCUCAGGUGGCUGUCCGGCCCCAGCAGCACACCAUCCAGCUGCCCUCCGGGUUCACCAUCCCUUCAGGCAUGGUUCUGGUUCGGACAGAGAUGGGCCAGCUCGUGAUGGUUCCUCAGCAGAUGCUAGCCCAAGCACAGGCCAAGACGCAGCAAACGGUGGCCAACAUCUCCCAGAGACCUGCAGCACCCACGGUUGGGAGCGCCAUUCGGGUUAGCACUGCCAGCACGGCUCCCGGUACACCUCAGACCGUCCGCCUGGCUUCUCCUGGACAAACAAGAAUGGUUCAGUCGGCAUCUCCCUCCACCACCACGGUGCAGAAGGCCAUGGCCGUGUCUCCUGGUGGUGCAGCGGCGUCGGUGAAGAUGACCACCCCACAAAAAGCACAGACCGUGAUCACGGCGGGUGGGCAGGUCCUGAGCAAGCCCCCCAGCGUGCCGUCUACUCUUCCCUUGACGAGCACAACGGCAGUUCCUGCUGUCACGCCCGCUGCCAGAGUCACUGUAGUGUCCCAGGAGAUGCAAGAAAACGUGAAGAAAUGCAAGAACUUCCUCUCCACCCUCAUCAAGUUGGCAUCCCACAAUUCCCCUUCCCCAGAUACCUCCAAGAAUGUGAAGUCCCUGGUGCAGGACCUGCUCGACGCUAAGAUCGAGCCCGAGGAGUUCACCUCUCGUUUGCAAGCCGAGCUGAAGUCCUCACCACAGCCCUACCUCAUUCCUUUCCUCAAGAAAAGCCUCCCUGCUCUGCGCCAAUCUUUUCUCAACAGCCAACAGACUCUAUCAACCGCUCCCAGCAUUGCCACUCCACCCCCGGGUGCUCCAGUUGGUGUCACCACGGCAACUAUUAAACCGCGGAUGCCCAUCAGUCACACCACCACUACUGUACGACUGAAUGCACCACUUGCAAACACGACAUGUUUGGGCGUGGGUAGACCAGGAGUCCAGACGGUGCAGACCCGUACACCUGUGGUCAUCAGUCAGGCCAACAGACCUCAAGCUGCACUUAUAAGAGGGCCAACAGUGCUAGCUGGUAAAAGUCCUAUUCACCUGGCAGUUCAAGCCAAUCAGAAGAAACUGUGUGAUCCGGUGGCGGACAUUCAGUUUGACUCCAGAGCCCCCGUGAAGAAUUUCAGAACAGAGACCAGGCCAGAUGUGGCCCUCGUGGCACAAAUUAACAGCCCUGAGUCAGGUGCUGCACAAGAUGACGACGACAUUAACGAUGUGGCUUCCAUGGCCGGCGUCAACCUCAAUGAGGAGAACGCCCGUAUCCUAGCGACCAGCUCAGAGCUCGUUGGAACCAAAAUCCGCUCUUGUAAAGACGAAUCCUUUCUACCCACAGGACUGCUGCAGCGCCGCAUCCUGGACACGGCUAAGAAGCUCGGCGUAACGGAGGUACCGCUGGAGGUGGUGAACUUAAUUUCUCACGCCACCCAGUCCAGACUACGCUCUCUGCUGGAGAAGGUUUCAGCUGUGGCACAGCACCGCGCUGACAUUGGAAAGGAUGAUGAGCAGUGUGAACAGAUAUCAGACGUUCGCUCUCAGCUGCGUUUCUUCGAGCAGUUGGAGCGGCUCGAGAAGCAACGCAAAGAUGAACAAGAAAGAGAAAUUCUGCUGAAAGCAGCCAAGAGUCGUGCAAGGCAAGAAGAUCCUGAGCAGGCCCGACUGAAGCAGAAGGCGAAGGAGAUGCAGCAGCAGGAAUUGGCACAGAUGCGACAGCGGGAUGCCAACCUUACGGCCCUCGCCGCCAUUGGGCCACGUAAGAAGCGAAAGCUGGACUCACCGGGCGGCGGCAACACAGUCGGUGCAGAGGUCACUUCAGGCACGGGAAUGGCAUUGAGCACGGCCGUCUCCUCCCGCCAGCAGCUCCGUCAGCGGAUCACGCGCGUUAACCUCAGGGACUUGGUCAUCUGUUUGGAGCAGGAUCGCACCACGGCUCGGUCCCUGCUGCUCUACAAGGCUCUUCUGAAAUAAGACAUCCCUCGUGGAAUAGCACCUGGCCCACUGCAGAUUAUAAGCUGGACUUAACCUCCUAUUUCAUACUCACUGUUUCUUUUGGCCCAUGUUAUGUUGCCAGUCCCUGCAGUGCCGGUUGUAAUCUACAGCCUUUUGACUUAAUUCCUCACAUCUACGAGUAGUUUGAUGCCGUCCUCUGAGGAGAAUGUGACAUUUACACAGGGGUGUGUUAUAACUCCAGGCUGAGUUGAAGAAGAUCACAACGUUUGUGCAGUUAUGAUCCUGCGCCGGCUUGGGAACGGUUUUCAGACUGUCCACUGCAGAGAUUCUGCUGCCAGGAUGCUAUUUGACAUUUUUUUUUUACUCCAGCGCUGCACCUCAAGCGGUGCCUUUUGAGUCUCUUUGCUAACCUCUCCAUAGCAACACUGAGAUUUGAUGUCAGUUUCUUGCUAGUCACAGCCCACUCAGGAUGCCUGGCUCAUGGGCACACUUACAUCAUCACAGCCAGAUUUGAGAUAAGUCUGUCCUUGCAGUCGGUGUGGUUGCACAACCAUGACUUGUUGCAUUUUAACUCAUGUACCCCAACAGGGUUUAAAUGACUGUCUGUGUGGAUGGUUGUUUUCAGGUAUGUCAUGUUGUGUGUGUGUGUGUGUGUGUGUCAAAAGAAAGAAGAGUUGUUGACAGUGAUGUUAAAAACUGUGUGAACAGUUACUUAACAUUUCCAGGUUUGAAGAGCAAAAGAGGCACAUGUUUUGUUUUGUUUUUUGUGUGUGCGUGCAUGCGUGUGUGUGUGCGGGGACAGGGCAGAAUUUUGAGAUAAUCAGCUGAAAGGUUAACACAAAAUAUUGACGUUUGACAGUUUUUACUUUGGAAUUAUGAACAGAUGGCAGGGAGCUGGCUCUCCUACGGACAAUAAACUCACUCAGGCUACGUUCAUGAAGGCUAACAAACACAAAGCUACCCUCAUCAGACCAAAUGACAUUCCCGCAGCCCCCCCCCCCGUGACUUCUAACAGUCAGCGGCUCAGCGUAAGACAUUGGAAUCCUUGACCUUGUACUGUUGAAUAUCUGACUCUGUCAUCGUAGUUGAAUAUGCAGUGUGCUUCACAAUUUGCUUUUAAGACAGUUUUUAAGGUGACGUUUUCAAAAAUGACGUGUUCAUUGAAGGUUUUUAAUGCUUUAAAUGUCUUUCCCUGUGUUUCGGGCAUUUGGUUUGUAUAGUAUAAAGCUCUAAGAGAAGCGUGUGGCGUAUGAACUGUACAUUCAGAGUCUGGCUCUGCAGAGCGCCUGGCUAAAGUAUCAGUUGUUGGAAGGACACAAUUUGUGAUUAUUUAUAUUUCCUACAUUCUGACACAUUUCAGGCAAUGCAAUUUUACAGUUGUUUGUACCUUUGCAAAAAAGAAAUAAAGAAAAUGGUAAAGAAGCA